CUUGUAUCCAAUUUUUUUAAUACUUGAACCGGUUUAGCAUGUUGUACUCUAAUGGUGUUUGCAAAGCUGGUGAAAACCCCAUUUUCAAGCUAUGAGAGGGAGAGUUUGAAAGAGAAAGAGCAAAGCAAAGAGAAAGAAGCCAGAGAACAGAGAAGGGAAAAGGGAGCUAGAUCUUGUUGGGUUAUUGAAGCUAGCUCCAUAUAUCCAUGGCUUCCAAGUUACUUUUGAUUGCUGUCUUUAUUCUUGAUCUCAUUGCUUUUGGUUUAGCUGUUGCAGCUGAGCAAAGAAGAAGCACUGCCAAGAUUGUCCAGGACAGUGAAGUUAAUUAUAACUAUUGUGUCUAUGACUCAGACAUAGCAACAGGCUAUGGUGUUGGUGCAUUUUUGUUCCUUAUGGCUAGCCAAGCCCUCAUAAUGGUUGCAAGCCGAUGCUUCUGCUGUGGAAAGGCUUUAAACCCCAGUGGUUCAAGGGCUUGGGCAGUUGUCCUUUUCAUAGUCUGCUGGUUGUUUUUCCUGAUUGCUGAGAUAUGCUUGCUGGCGGGUUCAGUGAGAAAUGCCUACCACACCAAAUACCGGACCAUAUUCAGCGAGCAGCCUCCCUCUUGUGAAACUGUGAGGAAGGGAGUUUUUGGUGCAGGGGCAGCUUUCAUUUUCUUAACUGCCAUAGUCAAUAAGUUCUACUAUAUUUGCUACUCCAGUGCUAGGGAGAACAGCUUCCAGGCUUAUGGUGGAGAGACCGGUGUGGGUAUGGGAACAUACAAAUAAAUCAUGGUUGAAAAUGGGAUUUAUCUUAUUGCAGUAGAUGUGACUACAUGGACUCUAUGCCAUCAAUUUGCUUACUCCAUUGUCUGUUCUUUUUCUGAGUUGCAUUUCAUGUGCUAAGGGUUCCAUAUGGUAGGUGAUAGAUUGUAUUUUGUGUCAGAUUCAUAAAUUUUUUUCUUUCUUUUUUCCCCAUUCCAAGAUUUGUAAAAUUUUUUGAAGUUUCUUUGUACACGUAUCAAUAACAAAAGAUUGUUGUUUGUGUUCCAAUC
Molecule: messenger RNA, 1030 nt
Organism: Theobroma cacao (cacao)
Lineage: Eukaryota; Viridiplantae; Streptophyta; Magnoliopsida; Malvales; Malvaceae
Source: RefSeq, a predicted model, not a curated record